CAAAAUUAAAUGAUUAGGGCAUCUCCAACGCUGGUAUGCAAACAGAGAGGAGAGAGAAAGGAGACGCAAAAGGACGCGGGAGGGAGAAAGUCGUUCAACGACUUUGAACAGUGAUGAGAAACCUCUGCCAAAUCAUCCGAAUCCACCAUAAAAGCAGAGACGAGAUUGCUGCAAUCAUCCCAACUUCAUCGCAACCAUUCAACCUUCGUCGCAAUUAUUCCGAACUUUGCCGCAAUCAUCCUCCUCUCCUCAAUUACCUCUUCCAACGUUGAUAGGUACCAUUCUUCAUCACUCAGUCUUCAACCGUUGUCUAUAUGUCUGCAUAUGAAGAUAUAAUUGAGAUUUUGGGGUGAGUUUGGGUAUUAUUUUGGGGCCAAAUUGAAAUCUGAAACUGGGUAUUUAUCUCUAAAUUGGUAUGAAUUGGGUGAUUUUUUGCAUGUAUAUGAAGGUGUUCUUUCAUAGGAAUUUGGGGCUCCUCUAAUCUGCAAGGUCAUUUGGGGCGAGCUCUUUGUAGAAGAUGAAGCUUUAAAUGAUAUCGCUUUAAAUGAUAUCGCUUUUUCAAGUUUAUGUUCCCUUUUGUGUUUAUUCUCAUCAAGUGCAAGUGCAAGUGCUAUGUUCUGGUCCUACUUUAUUUAAUUACUAAUGUUUUCUUGACUAGUUGUAGAUAUGGAUUCCAUGUACAAUUCAUAUGCAUCGUUGCUCAUGAGCGAUGAAUUAAACGAUGAUCAUAAUAUUGAUCAAUUGGAGUAACAAAUUCCAUCCGAGAUUGUGCCUUUAACAGGCACUAGUCGAAGAAGUCAGAAUUUCUCAAUUGACGAUGACAAACUCCUUGUCUCCGCUUGGCUAAAUACUAGUAAAGAUUCAACUCAUGGGAAUGCUCAAAAUGCUAAUAGAUAUUGGCAAAGAAUUAGUGAAUUCUUCAACACCCAUGGAGGUCCCCGUACCCAAGCAUCUCUAAAGCAAAGGUGGAAUGAUAUUAACAAGAAGUGUCAAAAAUUUUCUGGUUAUUUAAGUCAAAUUGAAGGAAGACAUCCUAGCGGACAAACCGAACAAGGAAUGGUAGAUGAUGCAAAAUCUAUGUACGCUGACUUAGAGCAUAAACCAUUUCUACUUGAGCAUUGUUGGAUUAUAUUGAAGGAUGAAGCUAAAUGGCAAGAAACUCUCUCAAAUAAGAGGCAUAAGACUUCUAGUGUCUCCGUACAUGACCUUAGUGAGUCUCCCAUUGGCGGAGAUAAUGAUGAACGUUCCAUUAAUCAAGAUAGACCACUAGGCACAAAAGCCGCAAAAAAACUUGCUGCAAGUGGAUCGAAGUCCUCAAUUUCGGAUGAGAUUUUGAAAGAGAAACUUAAUAUCGAACGCGCAAAAUAUGAACAACGUGAUAGAGCUCUACUUGAACAGCAACGAGAUAGAGAGCUAAAGGAAAGGGAGAUGGAGAGGAGUUGGGAAAUAGAAGUUAUGUCCAAAGACCUUAGAGGCAUGGAUCCCAUGGUGGCUGAGUAUUGGAAGAAUGCUAGGAUAGAGAUAAUGGCAAAAAAGGGUUAUAAUUUUUAAUGUUUUCUUAUUUUGUUAAAUGAUUGUCUAAACUUUCUUUAAUCUCCUGUGUUUUGGCACUA
Tripterygium wilfordii is the source of this 1613-nucleotide messenger RNA. RefSeq lists its product as uncharacterized. The record is from RefSeq and is a predicted model, not a curated record. The transcript has 3 exons. Lineage: Eukaryota; Viridiplantae; Streptophyta; Magnoliopsida; Celastrales; Celastraceae. The coding region runs from base 1057 to 1551 and encodes 164 amino acids.